UCUAACAUCAGAACCCCACGAACACUCACAACUCACAAGUCCUUGCUAUGUUGAAUGAUCAAAGUGCUUCAACAAGUCAUGACACAGAGAAUGAAGCUCAAGAACAAAUCAGAGAAAUCCAUGCCUUAACCCCAUAUAACCUUCCACACACCAACCGUGGCCAUAGAAGAGAACCUUGGGAAACACACAGCAACCAAUCAUCUUCUAUGUCCAUAGCUACCAUUGAUGGUGCUCCAAGCGAGAACUUCACCACCAUGAGCAGGGAAUUCAGUGCUCUUGUUCUAGCAGGGUCAAGUGUUGACCAUAACAACACAAGUAUCAUGAAUUUCAAUGGCAAUGAAGAAGAAGAAGGAAGCAAUAACGUUAACAACAACUUGGGUAGGAUUGGAGAAGAUGAUUUGAUGGAGGAAACUAACCCUUUGGCGAUUGUGCCAGAUAACAACCCUUUGAACACGGUUCCAUCUUCAAGGCGUGGAGGAAUCACCAAUGGAAAUUCAUCUUCUUCAGUAGGCACCAUCAGUGGUCAGAGUGAAGUGACAGUGCAGAGGGUGAAGAAGGAAGAGGUUGAAGCUAAGAUAUCAGCAUGGCAGAACGCUAAGGUUGCUAAGAUUAAUAACAGGUUCAAGAGAGAAGGUGCUGUUAUUAAUGGGUGGGAGAAUGAGCAGGUUCAGAAAGCAACUUCAUGGAUGAAAAAAGUUGAGAGGAAGCUGGAGGAGAAAAGAGCAAAAGCACUGGAGAAAAUGCAAAAUCAGGCAGCAAAAGCUCAUAGGAAAGCAGAGGAGAGAAGGGCAUCAGCAGAGGCUAAAAGGGGAACAAAAGUAGCCAGGGUUUUGGAGAUUGCCAACCUUAUGAAAGCAGUUGGAAGAGCUCCUACCAAAAGAUCGUUCUUUUAAGCUCUAUAAUAUCAUAUUUUCAAAUCCCAUUUAUAGACCAAAAAGAGAGAAAGAGAAAAAGAUUAUGGGCAUAAUACAUGACAUAGUUUGAUGAGAGCCCCUUUUCCUUUUAAAUUUAACUUAAAGGGCUCGAGAGGGUUUUGCAUUAUAAGGAAAAAGAAGAUAUGGAUGUUGGUAUAUAUAUCAUAUUAUAUAGAAACCAAUUGGAGUGUUUUUGAGUGAUUGUUAAUGGUGUGUUACGA
This is a messenger RNA of Gastrolobium bilobum, 1135 nucleotides long. Its product is annotated as remorin 4.1-like. Lineage: Eukaryota; Viridiplantae; Streptophyta; Magnoliopsida; Fabales; Fabaceae. The coding region runs from base 48 to 893 and encodes 281 amino acids. The transcript has 2 exons. The record is from RefSeq and is a predicted model, not a curated record.